Phragmites australis (common reed) is the source of this 1238-nucleotide messenger RNA. RefSeq lists its product as uncharacterized. Bases 101 to 1069 code for a protein of 322 amino acids. Gene Ontology annotation, molecular function: aminoacyl-tRNA deacylase activity. NCBI's taxonomy places the organism in Eukaryota, Viridiplantae, Streptophyta, Magnoliopsida, Poales, Poaceae. The transcript has 12 exons. The record is from RefSeq and is a predicted model, not a curated record.
GUCUGGCCCGCAACCUGCACCCUCGCAUCGGCAUCCGAGAAACAGAGACGUCCCGAGCCUCCCCCCUCCUCGUUCCCUGCCGCCGCCGCCGCCGCUAGCCAUGGGGUACACCAAGGAACAGCUCCUCGCGCGCCUCCAGGAGCUUAACAUUGAUUUCACGUGCUACGAUCACCCUGUUGUGUUGACAGUCGUCGAACAGGCCAAAUAUGUUGGUCAUUUAGGAGGUGCUUUGAGUAAAAAUUUACUUUUGAAGGACAAGAAGCAUCGGUUGUAUGUUGUUUCUGCCCUCACUGACACCAAAGUUGACAUGAAAAUUCUAUCCCAGCGGCUUGGUUUGGGAAAAGGUGGUCUACGAAUGGCUCCUGAGGAAAAUUUGCUAGAAGUGCUUCAGGUGCCUUUAGGGUGUGUUACUCCCUUUGCGUUAAUAAAUGAGUCUGCAAGUGCCGUUUCACUAUUACUUGAUCAAGGUUUCAAGUCUAAACAAAGCUGUUACUUCCAUCCACUGACAAAUGAUGUGACAAUUGCUCUUAGCUCAAGCAAUCUGGACAAGUUUCUCAUCUCCAUUGGGAAGCAGCCAGCUUAUGUGGACUUAGAGGCUUCACCAGCUGUGGGUAAGGAUAAUCCUCCUGAUCUAGCACAUCUUGUGCCAUCUGGUGUCCUGAAUUCCUCAGAACAACCAGUUGAGAACGUGACACCUACUAAUGUUCUUCAUCAAAAUAAUGUGCCCAAAGCGACAGUGAAGGCUAAGCCCAAAAUUCAGAGCAAGAGCGCAGAAAAGUCGCAGAGCAAAGUAGACAAACCUAAUAACGGUACCAGUGUUGAAAAAAUUGUAAAUGAUGUGUUUGGCAUCAUCUCCCCAUUGUUCCUGGAUGAGGUAUCAAAGAAAUUGAAUGUUAAGAAGGAAGAGCUUUCUUUGAUCUUAGAUUUAGAUGGCUUAAAGGGACGAGCUGCUCCUGAUUUGGAGAGUGUAACGACGAGUCUGAAGAAUGCAUCAUACACCGCAGGGUUUCAUGCUGGUUUCGAGACCAUGCGCAAUGGGGGUUUAAACAGCCUACCCUCUCGGAAAUAAAUUGGAUAAUUUAGUACAAGAGACGAGAAUCUGAUUUACAUUUUCCUAUGUUCUUGACUAUUAAAUGAUAUUUUCGGGUUUGUUCAAUUGUUUUCCGAGGAGCUGAGAGAAGAAUGAGGAAAAAAAUCACCAUUCCCUGCCGUGUUCUAUAGAGCAUAUAUUUUUUACA